Molecule: messenger RNA, 2338 nt
Organism: Astyanax mexicanus (Mexican tetra)
Lineage: Eukaryota; Metazoa; Chordata; Actinopteri; Characiformes; Acestrorhamphidae
Gene: csnk1a1
Product: casein kinase 1, alpha 1
Exons: 11
Coding region: 678-1775 (365 amino acids)
Biological process (GO): negative regulation of canonical Wnt signaling pathway; peptidyl-serine phosphorylation; signal transduction
Cellular component (GO): nucleus; cytoplasm
Molecular function (GO): protein serine/threonine kinase activity; ATP binding
Source: RefSeq, a predicted model, not a curated record
AGCUCGAGAGGAGCGGAGCGGCAGAACGACAAGAUGGCGGAGUGAGUGGGCUGCUCUUCGGGGAGAAAGUGGCGACUCGCUUUAUUUCUUUAAUAAUUCGCAUCGGAUCCGGAUAAUUCGCGUAUGAGAGUUUGAAUAAUCGGAGGAUCAGUUCGAUUGGAGGCUUAAAGCGGCGCUCGGAGUGAGGAGGCUUAGAGAAGGCGUCGAGUUCAGGCCUGGAGACCGUGUCCUUCCUCUGCGGGAGAGGCUAGGCUAACGGAGCUAAGCUACGCUAACGUUACCGGAGCGCUGGAGCUGAGCUAGCGUUAUUUCUUAGGAUUUACGUAAGCAAUCGACAGCAAGCGACACUGGAUUAAAAAUAUAUAGACUCUUAGCGAGCUAAUUUUGCUGCAGAUGUCAUCGAAACACCCAGAAUUACUUCACAUUUGUGAGUGUUUCUGAGGGAGCAGUGAGCGGUUAGCUUAGCUAACUAACCGUUUACAGUAACAUUAGCUAGGGUUAGUUAGCUAAGCUUGUGCUUAGCGAGCAGUAACUAACUAUAAUAACUGCAACUAAAUCCAGACAAUAUCUUAAAAUAAUCCGCAUGAUCUCAAGUUUAACAGAUAUAUAACCUUCUAGAAUCCAAAAAAAGGGACAAAUUCAGCUAUUUGUUCAGUAAAGAAGAGAAACAGAGCGACAUGGCGAGCAGCAGCGGGUCUAAGGCCGAGUUUAUAGUCGGUGGAAAAUACAAGCUGGUCCGAAAAAUAGGAUCUGGAUCGUUUGGGGAUAUUUACUUGGCUAUAAACAUCACAAAUGGAGAGGAGGUCGCAGUAAAGCUCGAGUCUCAGAAAGCCAGACACCCUCAGCUCCUGUAUGAAAGCAAACUGUAUAAAAUCCUUCAGGGAGGUGUUGGGAUUCCACACAUCAGGUGGUAUGGCCAAGAAAAGGACUAUAAUGUUCUAGUGAUGGAUCUCCUGGGGCCCAGUCUAGAGGAUCUCUUCAACUUUUGCUCCCGCAGAUUCACCAUGAAAACAGUUCUAAUGCUUGCAGAUCAGAUGAUCAGCAGAAUCGAGUAUGUGCACACAAAAAACUUCAUCCACAGAGAUAUCAAGCCCGACAACUUUUUAAUGGGUAUCGGUCGUCACUGUAAUAAGUGUUUAGAAUCUCCAGUGGGGAAGAGGAAAAGAAGCUUGGCUGUUAGUUCUUCUCAGGAUCCAUCUUUCUCAGGAUUAAACCAGUUGUUCCUCAUCGACUUCGGGCUGGCCAAAAAAUACCGGGACAACAGGACACGACAGCACAUUCCUUACAGAGAAGACAAAAACCUCACAGGCACUGCUCGCUAUGCCAGUAUCAACGCACAUCUGGGCAUUGAGCAGAGUCGCCGGGAUGACAUGGAAUCACUAGGCUAUGUGCUGAUGUACUUCAACAGAACCAGCCUGCCCUGGCAAGGACUGAAGGCUGCCACAAAGAAACAGAAGUACGAGAAGAUCAGUGAGAAAAAGAUGUCCACUCCUGUCGAGGUGUUGUGUAAGGGUUUUCCCGCGGAGUUCGCCAUGUACCUGAAUUACUGUCGCGGCCUGCGGUUCGAGGAAGCACCUGACUACAUGUACCUGCGUCAGCUGUUCCGCAUUCUCUUCAGGACUCUGAACCAUCAGUAUGACUACACGUUUGACUGGACCAUGCUGAAGCAGAAAGCAGCACAACAGGCAGCGUCUUCAGGGGGACAGGGGCAACAGGCACAAACCCCCACAGGCAAGCAAACUGACAAACCCAAGAGUAACAUGAAAGGUUUCUAAGCGUUCUGGGGGAUCUAAUGAAGCAGCGCAGAAGAGCGUCGUAGCAGGAAUUGCCUUUCAAUCAUACCUUGGCAUUUCGGAUUAAUUUCACCAAAACCUGCCAGGCACUGUGAGGCAACAGAUUUCCUGUUAAAGAACUUUUGUUUCAUAAACUACACAUAUAUAUAUUCAGCAUAUAUAGAUAACAUGCUCUGCAUAUAUCUAUAUAUUGGUAUGUAUAUACUAUAUCCACAAAGAGAGCAGGCUUGGUAUGGAAUUCGAAGCUGUAGCCUUUUCUAUCCUGUCCCUGAAGACUUUUUCCCCCUUUUUACCCAAAAAUUUAAGACUUUAGGAAAUGGUUGAUUCUCUGAGGAUAUAAUUGUGCAUAUGCCAAUGUUCUCCUUCAGUUUCUCUCUCUCUUUGAGGUCAAUGACUCGGGUUCCCUUCUCAUUCUCGUCUUAUGUCACUGGUUGUCACGAAGUCAGACUCUCUUUUUCAGAUGGGAAAUCGUUUCCUCCUGUUUAUUAUUUUUAAUUUUUGUUUUCCUCGGUAAAGCGAAGAGUCGAGAAGAUACGAGAAAAGUC